Rhagoletis pomonella (apple maggot) is the source of this 5662-nucleotide messenger RNA. RefSeq names its product chromatin assembly factor 1 subunit A-B (gene Caf1-180). The transcript has 4 exons. The record is from RefSeq and is a predicted model, not a curated record. Bases 139 to 3828 code for a protein of 1229 amino acids. NCBI's taxonomy places the organism in Eukaryota, Metazoa, Arthropoda, Insecta, Diptera, Tephritidae. Gene Ontology annotation, biological process: nucleosome assembly. Gene Ontology annotation, cellular component: nucleus; CAF-1 complex.
UGUAUAUUGGCGCGCUUUUUGUUUUCAUUCGCGCACGAUUUGACAUUUUUAGGCUGUCUUUGUGCAAUUUUCUUGUGUUUAAUUAUUUUGAUUUAAUACAUUUUAGUAUUUUAUAAUCUUCGUUUAAAGUUUUAAGGAAUGCAAAGUGCAGCAGUGAAGACGCCCGCUACCAAUAAGCGGGAUGGCGGUGCUGCAAAAAAAUCCAGCGGUAAGAAGCUUGUGCAGGCACGGCUGCCGUUUAAAAUAAUUUCAUCCGCUACUACGCCGUCUGCGGGGUGCUCUGCAGCUUCCAAGGAGACAGAAACGGUGGCAAAGGAUGCUAGAAAACGCAGGUUGUCGUUUGAUUAUGAAGAAAAGUCUGAAUCGGCACAAGAUGAAUCUGAUGCGUUACGUGGUCGAUCGGCUAGUAAAGAAAACUUAACCAGCGCAAAGAAAAAGAAAAUAGAUGAAGAUAACGAUGUUGUAUUAUUGGAUGAUGAUGAUAUCUUGGAAGACGAAGAUGAAAAUAAGGCAAAAGAAAAGGGGGAUGAUCAAGAAUUAAUCAUAAAAAAGCAGGACAAAAACUUGGCUGUAGCUUCACCGAAUACCAUUAAAUCAAAGCCAUCAAAAAAAAAGAACGCAUCAAAUUCGCCACAUACACCCAAACCGAAAGAGAUCAAAGGUAAAGAGACCGGUACUCCAAAAAGUAUUAACGUGAAAAAGUCUAACACACCUGGAAGUGCGAAAAAUAAAUCUAGCGGGAGUAAAGCAAGUGGAAGCGCACCAAAAGUGCAAAUAAAAUUGCCACUUGGCAGUGGAAAGGCUAACAAGCGUAGGAAAUCGAAGAUGCCUGUAGAGUGCGUUGACGCAGAACUCGUUAUAUCCAGUGAUGAAAAUGAGUCCAAUUCAGUAAAACGACCAAAAGUAGAAGGCAAUUCUAAAGAGCUCGAACUCGUUGAAAAGGCUGAAGGGGUAAUCAAUUUGGAUUCGAAUAAAGUGUGCACUACCACUGUCGAAGAAGUAAGCAAUUCAGGAUCGGAAGUGAAUUCCAAUGUUUUAGUACUAGAAAUUGGCGGAAUCGAAACUGAUGUUCUUGACUCAGAAUUAGACAGCAGAUGUAGUUCUAUUACGAUUGCUUCAAAAAGGGGCGCAUCAGAUCAUGUAGUUCAAUCUCAAGAUGGAGAUAAUGUUGCCAAUAAACGUGAAGAAUCUAAUUCUUCGAAACCUGCGUCUGUACAAUCUAGCAAAGACAAAGUCCAGAGCCAUGAUUCAAAUAGUUCUACAGUAAAAAGUGAUAAGGAUGUAAUUUCGGGUUCCGCAACUAAGAUUGAACCUACGGCAACAGAAGGAAAACAAUCAAUAGAAAAGAUCACAUCGUCAACGGAAGAUUUCCAGGCAAAAGUUACCGAUAAAGAAUCCGCAGAUAUCUCUGUUGUUAUCGCGAGUUCUUCAGAUUCUGAAAAUUCGUCUACGGUCAAUGAGGAAUCAAAAUCGUAUGCUGAGGAAAGCGCUCAUAAAGUUCGAGGCACCCCAAAAAUAACUAAGGAAGAUUCAAAUACGGCGCUGAAGAAAAACCUAACACCUAAGCAAAUUAAAUUAAUGGAACAGCGGCGCAAAGCGCGUGAAGAAAAAGAGCGCCGGUUGCAAGAAGAAAGAACGCAAAAACAGCGCGAGAAAGAAGCCAAAGAGUUGGCAAAAAAACGAGAACGAGAAGAACGUGAGGAGCAGCGACGCAAAGAACGGGAAGAAAGGGAUGAUCAAAAGCGCAAAGAACGCGAAGAACGUGACGAACAGAAACGUAAAGAGCGAGAGGACAAGGAAAGGAAGCGUCUGGCAGAUCAGGAGGCCAAAAACGAAGAAAAGCGGAAGCGGAAUGAAGCAAAGGAAGAAGAGUUACGUAAAAAAGAAGAGGAGCGUAAACGCAAGGAAGGCGCAGAUUUGAAAGCCAAGAAGGAGGCGGAAGCUUUUCAAAAGUUCUUCAAAACAAAAUGCAUAUCAAAUGGAGAUGGUGAUGCAGGCCAGCAGCAGGCGUAUCAGGAUGAUGGUUGUGAUCCUGAAACACUCGCCUUUCGUCCAUUUGAAGUGAAAGGUGAUAUGAAGUUGGCACCUGUACGUCGCAAACAAUUAUCCCCAGAGCGAAAGCAGCAACUAGACUCAUGCGUUGAUGCGUGCAUGGACAGCUUGCCCAAAAGCCAAGAUUUGUACCUAGCGGAAUUGAAAAAUGGCAAAGUAAACCCUGGUAGAUGGAGACGCAUAUCAGUAGAUACGAAAGCAUCUGAUGACGACAUUCAAAUCAUAGAUGAUGAUCUUGAUCGUGCAGGAUUGGCAAUUGUUGAGGAAACACACGCUCCCAUUGAAACCUUUCGGGCCAAAUUUUAUAAAUUCCAUGAGAAUCGUAGACCACCCUAUUACGGUACUUGGAGGAAAAGAACGAGCGUUAUAAAGCCAAGGCGCCCAUUUGUACAAGAUACGAAACAUUUUGACUAUGAAGUCGACUCUGACCUUGAGUGGGAAGAAGAAGAGCCUGGCGAAUCCUUAGAUGGCAGUGAUGACGAAAAGGAGAAAGAGUCGGAGGACGAAGACUAUGAGGUUGAUAAUGAAUGGUUUGUUCCACAUGGCCAUCUCAGCGAAGAAGAGUUGCAAAAUGAAGAUGAGGUUCUCGAUGCAAAUACACGUGAGGCACAAAAGGCUAAACUGCGAGUGCUGCAACAAGAGUUUGCACAAGAGAUGAAAAAGAAAACGGAAAAAAUCAAGCCACGCCUUAUUGGCUGUAUUUGGAUAGAUGAAAACGGCAAUCAACCCGCGUUGUGUCCGAAAAUUAUCUGGGAUACCUUAAACAUCCGUGCAAUGUUAUGCGAACGUCCACCACUACUGGAAGAUCCUGAAGUACCCGAAAAGAGUGAACUUGGUUCUCCAACAUCCAACGGAAACGAGAAAACGGUUGAAAAGGUGAAACCCAUCAAAUUAACCGAUCGAAUGCUGAAGGACUUAGUGUGCCUAGUACACGGCAAUCAACAUUCCAAAAACUUCCUAAUAAAAGAAUUUAUAGCGUUCUUGGAAGCCAAUGAGGAAUCUAUAAAGAACGGAGAAGUUCGGGGACCCAUCAAAUCGAUAGUACGAGAAAAAAUUGACGAUUUUGCAGAAUGGACAAUUACAGAUUCGGUAAAGGUUUUACAAAAUAAUAAGAAGAAAAAUAAAAAACGUUUGUGCUGGGUUGUAUCUGCCGAUGUAUUAAAAAAGAUGGAUUUGGAAAAUCUGGGUUUACGUAACACUUGGAAGUACACAUUGCAACCAAGAGUCGGAACGGAUGAAAGUACACGGGCUGAGAUUGAAGUUGAAAAAGAAGCAACUGCAAAAGAAACGACAGAAGUAGUUGGUAAUGAGGAAAAGGAAGGAGAGAUCGAAGUAGAGUCCAAAACAAAAAAAGGAAAAAAUAAAUCGGCCGGCCAUCCUAAAAAGGAGAAAAAGGUAAGAAGUAAUCUUGAAAUAACUCAGUUCACAAAAGUUCUAACAGCGAAGACGGAUACGCUUAAAUCUCCUAAAACUGUAAAAACGGCACAGACAACAAUAGAUUUAAAAACAACUUCUGAUGAAAGCAAACCAAUAGCGGAAAUAACCACAACAACAACUCCUUCACCAGCAGAAGCAACAACAAAGGUUAAAAAGCGGGUGCCUCUUCUAAUGUCUGUGGCGCGUGGACAACAAAUAUCACAACCAACAAAAAAUGCUCUCAUCAGCGAAUUUCUACAGAAGUCCUCUGCGGAAAAAGAAGCGAGUUCUAGUAAGAAUGCCAGCGCUGCUCCAAACCCCGUUUCUAAAGGAGUCGUCGAAGUGAUCGAACUCGACUAAUCUACUUGUAGUGUUUAAUUUAGUUUUAUUUUUUAUCGUAGUACUCUCAUACAUCAACUAUCCCCUUAGUUUACCACAUUCUACUUGCAUACGUAAACAAUAUACAUAUUCAAACGCGCGAAUAGUUGGUAUGGUCAAUGCAUUUAGUUAAGUAUUUAAUAUCCAACUGCAGACAUGGACAGAAUAUAUCCAAGCAAAUGUUCUCAAUCAAAUACUUACCCCGGAAAAUAUAGUUGUUGUAACAGCAUACUGAUUCCCCGAAGAACAUUUGUGGAAAGAUGCUGAAAAGUGACAGUCCUUGGCCAGAUAUGAAUCUGGGUCGUUCCGUUUACGUAGACCCGACUGUCGUAGGAACGAGGUUUCGGGAAUGAAGCUGAACUGACAGUCCUCGAACAGAUAUGAAUCUGGGCCGCUCAGGUUACGUAGACCCGACUGUCGUGGGACGAUCUGUUUAAAUUGGUUAGUUUACUAAAUUACUAUAAACUAUUGUUAGUUCCAUAUAUUCUUAUAUAGACAUGGUCAGAAAGAGUUAAAAGUUGUAUUUCGUUUAUGCGUUAAUGUAAAAUACAUAUACUUACUUAUAUGAUUAACGAGUUAAUAAGAAAUUAAAUUUACAGAAAAUGCAGAAAUUACUUACAAAAAUCAGUCUUUCACUCAUAUAGACGCAUUAUUCAUUUUAACCUAAUCAUUCAAUAUCUGAUGUAAGCAUUUUGCUCUCAAAUCGUCGAAACCAUUUCCAUUUCAUUAGGCGUGUAUGAAUCCACAAACCUCCGAAGUACAGAGUAAAUCGAUUCUUCCCUUCAAUACCGUUUUCCUCUGCUUUAGCGACAGCGAUAUCUGUAAAUAAUAUGUCAGCGGCGAGCACCGAAUGCAACAAAUGAACAACUCCGGUGACAAUGGCAGAUAUGGCUUGAAACUUGGAGUAAUUAAAAAGCGAGUGCGUAGUCUCAUCCUCGAUUAUCUCUAGGUCGGACAAGUAAAUUAAAUAUAAAUCCUUUUCGGCGUGAUACAUGGUUAGUAUUGAUGCAAGAAUGUAGCCAAAGCAAGCGAAACCGUUCCAAAUCACUUCCCGUAUAAACGAUGGAUCGUUUUCCAUGCAAAGAUUUAAGCAACCAAAAAAACUGAUGCAUGUGGAUACCGAAAAGAGGGUAAUGUAAAGAUAUAAAUCCUGCGAGACUGCCACAUUUAGAAAUCCUUCGAUUUGUGUUCCCAUGCAGAGGCAGCCUAAACAGCCCUCAAUCAGCUUAAAGCAAAACCAGACGACACGCAUUGUUGGCGCUAGUCUUUUUUCAAAGGAAUUGAAUUUGCGUACAAUAAAUUAUUUUUUCAUAGAAAAAAAUAGCCUUUUGUAUGACUUAAAAUUACACAUGAAAAAUUAUGGUUCAAUAAAAAAAAAAUAUUUGGCCCUCGUGUUUGUCGAGCUUUUCCUCCAGUUUGUGGUGCGAUUCCUAACGGCAAAUUUUGUUUAUGCUUAUCUUUCCUGCUAGUAAUAUCUGAGGUUUGCCAUUGCCUAUCGAAGGCGACCGCUGCAAUAAAAAACUUCAAUCAUGAUACAAAAAAAAAUAUUUAUUCAUAAAUUUAUAUCUGAAAAUUUUAAAUCUUUAUUUUAAACUUACGUUUAAUUGGUUGACCUCACGUGUGUGUUAAAAUUUUUCGCUUUGGGUUAAUCGUUUGGACACAUUAGCCCAAAAUUAUUGUACAAAUAACCUAGGCGUAUCCAACAAAAUACCUUUGCUUAUUCAAAUUUCGAUUCUUAGAGCAAAAUGUUUGUAAAUAAACAAAAAAAUUAAUAACAAAAUUUGGAGCAUUUUAGAUAUUGGAUACGGUAGCACGA